Messenger RNA from Gadus morhua (Atlantic cod), 1281 nucleotides. RefSeq lists its product as uncharacterized. NCBI's taxonomy places the organism in Eukaryota, Metazoa, Chordata, Actinopteri, Gadiformes, Gadidae. The coding region runs from base 163 to 1281 and encodes 372 amino acids. The record is from RefSeq and is a predicted model, not a curated record. The transcript has 6 exons. Gene Ontology annotation, biological process: response to bacterium.
UUCUUUUUUUUAUUAGUGCUGAUUCAGUCUCAGGAGUAACCUCGAUGGAUCUUUGUGAAAUCAGCAGGACUUGGAGAUAAUGUUACCCUUCAUUGUGAAGCUAAAGACAAGAAGAUUCAUUAUUUAUACUGGUACAAGCAAUCUCCUGGAUACUUUCCCCAAAUGGUUGCUUCGAAAUCGUAUGGAUCAAUUACAAUGAAGCCCCAGUUUGAUUUAAGAUUCACAAUGGAAGAAGGUGCUUCUGACUUUAAUCUCAUCCUUCAAAACGUCACUAAAGGUGAUGAAGCUUAUUAUUUCUGUAGCCAAUCCUCACUUUACUCCUGGGACAAUUGCACCUUUCUGUCUGUCAAAGAUCACAAUGACAACAGAUUUGUCUCCCAGACUGUGGUCCAACAGCCUGUGUCUGCAUCAGCUCAGCUGGGAGACCCUGUGGCUCUCCAGUGCUCUAUUACCUCCCAGAGGACGGACCACAGUAACCAGUGCCAGGGGGAACCCAGUGUGUACUGGUUCAGAUCUGGAUCAGGACCAUCUCACCCUGCUGCCAUUUACAUGAAUUGGAACAGCAGUGGUGAAUGUCAGAAUAGUUCUGGGCCUCCGUCUGCUCCACAGAGCUGUGUCUACACUCUCCCCAAGAACAAUGUAGACUCCUCUGAUGCUGGGACCUACUACUGUGCCCUGGCAGCAUGUGGGGAAGCUGUGUUUGGAAGUGGAACUACGCUGGACAUAACACAGCCCAACCAUCAUCUGGUGAUCUUGGUGCAUCGGAUGAUGUCAUCUUGCUGUCUGCUUGUGAUUGUAAUCCUCAUUUUAAUAAUACAUUACAGGUUUGACAGGAAAACAGAUAGUUUGAACUAUGCAGCGUUGGAGUUCAAUGGCAGAAAAAAAACCAACGGAGGGAAGAAGAACAGUGAAAGGACUCAGGAGAACAGACUUUUGGCGCUGGUUAAUGUGAUCGUGCUGAUUUCACCCUACGAGAGCUUCCACUGUCUGAUCCAGGUGUGUCCCAGGGAGGUGAAAAUGGCAGAUCACAUUAUUGAUCAACGCAUCAGGACCUACUUCAACCAAGUGACCAGCGCAGAGAGACUGCCACCGCUGACCUACGACGCCGAUCACCGCCAUCGAGAUGGCACCGCUGAGAGCUCACCGCUGCUUGCCACCGCCAUCGACAGCUCACCGCUGAGAGCCGCCGACGUCGACAGCUCACUGCUGAUCGCCGCCGACGAGAAUGCAUCACUGGCCGCCGCCUUUGAGAAGGUGUCGCGGACCGUCGCUGAGAGCUAG